UUCUCAGCCGAGGAAUCAGAAUCAGUCCUUUGAUCAUUUCCAUCUUCUCCAUGACGAUCCUCCCUCACUGAUCAAUCAAGUCGCCGGAGAUCUCUCUCCCGCCGGCACAAACCAUGCCUUUACCAAUCUUCUCCUCACGCUUACAAUCCUCCUCCUCAUCAUCAUCAUCCUCAUCCUCGCGAUCAUAUCUCCCUCGCCCCAAGCCACGAAUCGACCCAACCCUAACCCUAAUCCCGGGCCUAUCAAACGACGUCGCGCGCCUCAUCCUCUCCUUCAUCCCUUACCCCCACAUCCCCCGCCUCAAAUCCACCUCCAAAUCCUGGUACGCCUUCCUCUCCUCCAAAACCCUAAUCUCCCUCCGCCGCCGCCACGACAACCGCCACCGCCUCUCGCACCUCCUCUGCGUCUUCCCCCAGGAUCCCUCCAUCUCGCCGCCGCUCCUCUUCGAUCCCAUCACUCUCUCCUGGAGACCCCUCCCCUUGAUGCCGUGUAACCCCCACGUCUACGGUCUCUGCAACUUCGCCGCCGUCGGGGUGGGAUCGGAUCUCUACGUCCUCGGCGGGUCCGCGUUCGAUACGAGGUCGUAUCCUCUCGAUCGGCCGUUGCCGAGUUCGUCAGUUUUCCGUUACAGCUUCGUGAAGAUGGCGUGGGAGCGGUUGGCUCCCAUGCUGUCUCCACGUGGCAGCUUCGCCUGCGCUGCGAUUGGUGGGGAUAGGAUUGUUGUUGCGGGGGGAGGGUCGAGGCAUUCGUUGUUUGGUGCUGCUGGGAGUAGGAUGAGUUCUGUUGAGGUGUAUGACGUGGCGAGAGAUGAGUGGAGGGAGAUGGAUGAGUUGCCUAGGUUUAGAGCUGGUUGUGUCGGGUUUGUUGUUGAGGAGGGAGAGAGAGAGUUUUGGGUGAUGGGUGGAUAUUGUGGGUCAAGGACUGUUUCUGGAGUUCUACCCGUUGAUGAGUACUGUAAUGACGCGGCGGUGAUGAAUCUUGACGGUGAUGAGAAGUGGCGUUUGGUUGGAGAUAUGUGGGGAGAGGGAGAGAGUCCCAAGCUGGGGAAGAUUGUUGCUGUGGAGUCUGUGUUUUACAUGUUGGAUAAGGAGUGGAUUCUUAGGUACGAGAUGGGUUCGAACCGUUGGGUGAAGGAGUCGAGUGUUCCCAAGAAAGCUCAUUUUGAUAAACCGGUUGGGUUUGUUGCGGUGAAUGGGGAGUUGCAUGUUAUGAUUCUGUUGGAUGGGUAUAAUCUGAUGGAGACGAGGCAUACUAGACAGAGGAGCAAUGCUGGAUGUUUGAUGAUUCAUGUGUAUGAUCCGAGGAAGAGGACUUGGAGGUCUGUUGUUGCUAAGCCGCCGUUUAAUCACCAGCUUGAUUUCAGGACCACGGUUAUGUGCACCAUCAGAUUGUAGUAUCACAUCAUCUCGAUGAAGAAAUAAUUGUUGUUCAUGGAACAGUGCAGUUAGUAUUAUUGUGUCGUCUGUUUUACCUUUACAUUGUCUGUACAGGUUGGAAAAAAAGAAUGAAGUAUGGGUAUUAUGUUAUAUUGUAAAUACAGAUAUUAUUACACUAUGGGUUUACUACCAACCAAUGAAGGAUUUGGUCA
Brassica napus (rape) is the source of this 1588-nucleotide messenger RNA. Its product is annotated as F-box/kelch-repeat protein OR23-like. The record is from RefSeq and is a predicted model, not a curated record. The transcript has a single exon. Gene Ontology annotation, molecular function: protein binding. Bases 114 to 1394 code for a protein of 426 amino acids. Lineage: Eukaryota; Viridiplantae; Streptophyta; Magnoliopsida; Brassicales; Brassicaceae.